AUGCCGGUGAUCCGACCCGACUCCCCCUCCGACCCUCCCCCCUUCUCCUCCUCGUCCUUCCGACAGGCGGCCCUCCUCCUCCUUGUCUACCUCGUCCUCGGCGUCUCCAUCUACUCGUCCUUCCCCGACCAAUUCUCGGGCAUCGAGACCCACCCGGCCAUCGACGGCCUCUACUUCACCAUCGUCACCAUGUGCACCAUCGGCUACGGCGACAUCGCCCCUUCCACCCCGGCCGCCAAGGCCUUCGCCUGCGCCUUCGUCCUCGUCGGCUUCGGCCUCGUCCACGUCCUCCUCACCCGCGCCGUCGUCGGCCGCGUCGUCGAGCUGCACGAGCGCGCGAUCCUCCGCGCCGCGGCCCACAACAGUUACGUCGUGGACCCGGGUAAGGGGGGGCGGCUGCGGAUCCGGCUCAGGGUCGGGCUGGCUGUCGGGUCCGUGGUCGGUUGCGUCGGGGUCGGCGCGGGAGCCCUCCGGUGGGCCGAGGGGCUCGGCUGGGUCGACUCGGUCUACCUGUCGGUCGUCUCGGUGACAACCGUCGGUUACGGGGACAGGGCCUUCGCGACCGCGGGCGGGAGGGCGUUUGCGUCAUUUUGGCUCCUGUUCUCGACUUUGGCUGUCGGGAGGGCGUUUCUGUACCUCGCGGAGGCGCGAGUCGACAGGAGGCACCGCCAGGUGGCGAAGUGGGUGCUCGGCCGGGGGAUCACGGUUCGCGACGUGCUCGACGCCGGAGCGAUCAACGGCGGGGUACACGUCGAUCGAGGGCGGUUUUUUAUAAGCAAAUCGGAGUAUGUGAUCUACAAGCUCAAGGAGAUGGGGAAGAUUAGCGAGAAAGAUGUCGUGCAGAUCAGCGAUCGAUUCGACCGUCUCGACCGAGCCAAUUCCGGCAAGAUUACGCUGGCUCAUUUAUCCGACGCUCGUCGAUUGUAG
Molecule: messenger RNA, 927 nt
Organism: Striga asiatica
Lineage: Eukaryota; Viridiplantae; Streptophyta; Magnoliopsida; Lamiales; Orobanchaceae
Source: the annotation of a GenBank genome assembly